CGAUGACUCAUUUGUGUCAAGCCAUGGUCAGCGGGACGCCAUUGAGUCGCCGGCUGUGGGCCGAUGCGUCGCCGACGCGCUUCCGCUGCGUGUACCAUCCCUUCUUGCUGGGCGUCGCUUCGGGCGCGCUUCCACUCACAAGCUUUCAAGAGUUCCUCAAGCAAGACGCCUUCUACCUGCACGGGUUCCUCCAAGCAUUUGCGGUCGCAGUCGCCAAGGCCGACUCGCCAGCCGAUGCAAUUGCGCUCGUCAAGCUCAUGCAAGGCGUCAACGAGGAGCUCGAGCUGCAUACAUCCUUCAUGGAGUCGUGGGGCGUGCCGCCGCAUGUGGUCGAUGCCACCUCGGCGACCCCGGCCACGCGGGCGUACGUCGACUUUCUUCGUGCGACGGCCAAGGCCGCGACAUCUGUCGCCGAGAUCCUCGCUGCCAUGGUGCCCUGCGCCCGGCUCUACGCCGCCUUGGGCCAGGCGCUCGCCGGCGCCCGCACCCACCUCACGGCCACGCCGGGCGUGAACACAUACGCCAAGUGGAUCGAGACGUACGCGACUGCCGAGUUUGAGGCCAGCGCCAACGUCAUGGAAGCGCUUCUCGAUACGAUCGCGACGCGCGACGAGGUCGACGAGCGCCGUCUGUUUGCGCUCUACGACCGCGCGAUGCAGCUCGAGCGCAGCUUCUUUGACGCGUACUUUCCGGUCGCCAACGCCCGCGAGAUGCUCCGACCGACGGUGCUGCAGUGCGACGCAACGACGCUGGUGCUCGCGUCACCAACGUCUUCGAUCGAACCAUUGCCGUCGGCCUCGCUCUUGGCAGCGGUGCUAACACGCAUUUUGGACGGCGCGUCGUUGCAGGUUACCGCAACCGACGUCGGCGCUGACGAACGAGACGCGUGCACCGAGCUGCUCGUCCUGUCGACGUCAGUGGCUAGCGACGAUGCGGCGCCGAUCCAUGCGCCGGCCGCGCGUGUGCCAAGCGUCCUCUGCAUUGCAGGCUCGGACAGCGGCGGCGGUGCCGGGAUCCAAGCCGACGUGAAGGCGUGCACAGCCCUCGGCGUCUUCUCCACGAGCGCCGUCACUGCGAUCACGGUGCAAAACACUCACGGGGUGCUCAGUAUCCACGCCGUGCCGAUCGCGACCCUCCGCGCGCAAAUUCGGUGUGUGCUUGAGGACAUUGGUGCCGACGUCAUCAAGACCGGUAUGCUGGCCUCGGCGGCGAUCGUGCAGUGCGUUGUCGACGCGGUCAAGGAGUUUGACGCGAUCCCGCUGAUUGUGGAUCCGGUCAUGGUGUCGACGAGCGGCCACACGCUUCUCGAGGCCGACGCGCAUGCGAGCAUCGUCAAGGAGCUCUUCCCACUGGCGAUGCUCAUUACCCCCAACAUCCCCGAAGCCUCGUUCCUGCUCGACGGCCGUUCGAUUUCAACGGUCGACGACAUGAAGGUCGCGGCUGCCGACUUGCAGCGGCUUGGCCGAUCGCGCUACGUGCUCGUCAAGGGCGGGCACCUCGACGACCCGGCCAAGGUCGUCGACGUCCUCUACGACGGCACCGAAUGCUUUUGCUUCGAGUCGCCUCGCAUCACGACGACCAACACCCACGGGACCGGGUGCACGCUCGCGUCGGCCAUCGCGGCGCACUACGCCAAGGUGCCCGACAUCAAGUCGGCAGUGCUCCACGCCAUCCGCUACGUCCAUGCAAUCUUGGUGAGCAGCCAAGACUGCCGCCUCGGCCACGGUCCCCAAGGUCCGAUGCUGCAUUGGCUCUGAGACGUCCCCGAAUAAGAGCGCCACAUCCUCGUUCGGGUCUGGUGGCUCUUGCUACCACCGGAGAUGAGCCAUGGUAUUGGUUCUGUGGGCGGGAACCCUCUGGUUGGUCAUCGCCAACUAGACUAAGACGCAACUAAGAUCACGGAGCUAUAGCUUUGAUUGUGGUGCGAAAUCGAGGUGGAACAGUCUCGAACUGGCUUGGGCAAUCAACUGCAAUCAAAUCCGCUUCAACAAAGAUGGCGCAACGUUGCUACUUCUUCAAGUAGGUCCUUCUCGACGCUCGGCUCUUUGUCUCUGCGAUCGACGACGCUUGCGACGCCAACGGGCCACCAGCCAUUGA
Messenger RNA from Saprolegnia diclina VS20, 2097 nucleotides. RefSeq lists its product as hypothetical. The annotation marks the transcript as partial. The transcript has 11 exons. Gene Ontology annotation, biological process: thiamine biosynthetic process. Lineage: Eukaryota; Oomycota; Saprolegniomycetes; Saprolegniales; Saprolegniaceae. Gene Ontology annotation, cellular component: cytosol. The record is from RefSeq and is a predicted model, not a curated record. Gene Ontology annotation, molecular function: hydroxymethylpyrimidine kinase activity; phosphomethylpyrimidine kinase activity.